GUGAACCCAACAAUCUGCACAAUGAAGAGCAUCAUUUUCUUUAUGCUGGUUGGUCUCAGCCUUGGCAAUGAAGGAGUAUCAGUGGAGGUGGAGGAGGGGGCGACUGAGCAAAUGCCCUCUAAAUGUUUAAUGACAGCAAUACAGCAUUGCUCACCUGACUUGCUGACUAAACUUGCCAAAACCCUUUGUAUGCAUAGAAAUGAGAAAGAAACAUACAGUCAACAAUUAAUUGAAGAAGUAAAAAGUGUUCUGAAACCAUAUGAAUGUACCAUCCAGGAAGUUACUGGACUUAACUUGGAAGACACUGCAGAUAAUGUUUUAGAAAUCGCAGAUCAUGUUUCUUCAUGCUUGGAGAAAGCUCUUAACUCAGGCGAAUUCAUUACAAAUGUUGUUGAUGCUGUUUGCAACCUGCUAAACCCCCUUCUACAAGAUCAAUGCUUGAAAAACAUCCAGGCCGUGGUUACAAAGACAACUGACAGCGUGUUAAACGGCGGCGUAAAAAAACUCUUAUGUGGUAGUGAAGAUCAGCUGGAUGUGUCUUCAGUUAAAACAACCCUGGAUUCAGUCACUUGCACUAUACUUGAACCGCUUAAAAAGGGACCAUUGACUCAAGUCACUACUUCAGUUGACAACUUGCUUAAGGAACUAGUGGAGAAAUUGCUUGGAAUUAUUAAGAAUGACCCCAUCAUUGCCAACGUGGGGAAAAUUCUAUGUGGGGCGGCAAAAGCUGUUGAUGACCUUCUUGGUAAGAAGCCUGGUGGUGGAGGACUUUUGGGGAAUUUCUUGUGAAGAAUAAUACAAGUUCAUAUUCACCGACUGUCAACAAUGAAAAUCUUCAACCUCUAAUGAAAUCAAUAAUUACCAAGAAAUCUUUAUUUCAAUGUCAAGGAAAUUUACAUUUAUUAACUCUCUGUAUAACAGUAUAAUCAAAAUCUGCAUUCACUCUUCUAUUCCUGAGAUGAUUACCUAAUAAAUUCAUUGCA
Pseudophryne corroboree (corroboree frog) is the source of this 983-nucleotide messenger RNA. RefSeq lists its product as uncharacterized. The record is from RefSeq and is a predicted model, not a curated record. The transcript is spliced from 16 exons. NCBI's taxonomy places the organism in Eukaryota, Metazoa, Chordata, Amphibia, Anura, Myobatrachidae. Bases 22 to 789 code for a protein of 255 amino acids.